GCCUCCGGAAGAAGGACGGGCAAAAAGGAAACCAGCCUCUACGCCCUUGCCCCUGGCCUCUCCCUUUGCCUCUCCGCCUCUGACUACACACCCGCCCAUCUAAGCGGAAACGAAGCCGCCUUCGCCCUGAGAGAGGCGGAGCCACCUGCCGUAGCUCUGCUCUCGCGAGCCCUCGGAACUCUCGCGAGAUCCUACGCCCGACUUGUGCGCCCGGGAAACCCCGUCGCUCCCUUUCCCCUGGCUGGCAGCGCGGAGGCCGCACGAUGCCUGGAGUCACCGUAAAGGACGUGAACCAGCAGGAGUUCGUCCGAGCUCUGGCCGCCUUCCUCAAAAAGUCCGGGAAGCUGAAGGUCCCCGAGUGGGUGGACACCGUCAAGCUGGCCAAGCACAAGGAGCUAGCCCCCUACGAUGAGAACUGGUUCUACACGCGAGCCGCGUCCACAGCGCGGCACCUGUACCUGCGGGGCGGUGCUGGCGUCGGCUCCAUGACCAAGAUCUACGGGGGCCGGCAGAGGAACGGCGUCAUGCCCAGCCACUUCAGCCGCGGCUCCAAGAGCGUGGCCCGCCGCGUCCUGCAGGCCCUGGAGGGGCUGAAGAUGGUGGAAAAGGACCAGGACGGGGGCCGCAAACUGACACCUCAGGGACAAAGAGAUCUGGACAGAAUCGCUGGACAGGUGGCAGCUGCCAACAAGAAACAUUAAAACAAGUGAUGCUGGGUCAAUAAAUUGCCUCAUUCGUAAACUG
This is a messenger RNA of Oryctolagus cuniculus (rabbit), 744 nucleotides long. Its product is annotated as small ribosomal subunit protein eS19. Gene Ontology annotation, molecular function: RNA binding; structural constituent of ribosome; transmembrane signaling receptor activity. Gene Ontology annotation, cellular component: cytosolic small ribosomal subunit; ribosome; B cell receptor complex. The record is from RefSeq and is a predicted model, not a curated record. Lineage: Eukaryota; Metazoa; Chordata; Mammalia; Lagomorpha; Leporidae. Gene Ontology annotation, biological process: ribosomal small subunit assembly; B cell receptor signaling pathway; B cell differentiation.